Morchella sextelata is the source of this 747-nucleotide messenger RNA. RefSeq lists its product as uncharacterized. The record is from RefSeq and is a predicted model, not a curated record. Gene Ontology annotation, molecular function: transcription coactivator activity; RNA polymerase II general transcription initiation factor activity; protein heterodimerization activity. Gene Ontology annotation, biological process: RNA polymerase II preinitiation complex assembly; DNA-templated transcription initiation. NCBI's taxonomy places the organism in Eukaryota, Fungi, Ascomycota, Pezizomycetes, Pezizales, Morchellaceae. Gene Ontology annotation, cellular component: SAGA complex; transcription factor TFIID complex. The transcript is spliced from 2 exons. The coding region runs from base 1 to 747 and encodes 248 amino acids.
AUGGCCGACACAAACGGCAGCGCCACCGCCGGCGCCGCAGCAGACGCAGACUCGCAGCAGCCCACCUCCUCCUCCGCCGCCGCCGCAACCACCACCACCGCCGGCGCCGGCGCCGCCGACGACCCCACAAAACAGCCGGCGACGGACGCCCCCCCGGCGGGAACAAGGAAGCCCCGCGACGCAAGAAUCAUACACCUCAUCCUGGCGUCCAUGGGCGUGUCGUCGUACCAGGAGCGCGUGCCGCUGAUGCUAAUGGAUUUUGCCUACCGCUACACGUCCUCCGUGCUCCAAGACGCGCUCCUCUUCUCCGACGCGAUCCACAGCACCACAAACACGGGCGGGCCCAACCCGCCGUCGUCGGUGACGCUGUCGGACCUGCGCAUGUCGGUUGCGUCGCGCAUCAACCACCAGUUCAACACGGCGCUGCCGAAGGAGUUUCUGCUCGACAUUGCGCAGGAGCGCAACCGCGUGGGGCUGCCGACGGUGGGGAAGGAGUUUGGGGUGCGGCUGCCGCCGGAGAAGUAUUCGCUGACGGGGAUUAGCUGGGAGCUGGCGGAGACGAGGGAGGAUUGGAUGGCGGAGAGUAGUGGCGAGGAGGAGGAGGAGGGGGUGGUGGCGGGCGUGGGGAUGGGGGUGGUGGGGUUGAGGGGGGUGGGCGGCGGGGGUGGGGGGGGGGAGAUGGAGUUGGAUGAUGCGGCGGAUUUGUUUGCGGAGGAGGAGGAGGAUAGUAGUAUGGUGGAUGCGUAG